CGGAGGCUGUGCAAGUACUGCAGCACCGGCAGUGCAAGGUGCAGGUUUAUUGCCGAAAAAUGCAGCACUAAGCGGUUCUUCGGCUGCGUGCAGUAGUGCUCGCCCCGUAGCAGAAGUGCAUCCCGGCCAAGAAUGGCAAAUGAACCGUUGUACCCGUGGUGGAGGAGCAGGAGCGUCACCGUUCAAGCGACUGCAGGAGCAAGCGAGCGCAACAUCAUGCGGCGCUCCUCCCGCAUUCCCCAGCAGAACCUCCUCGCCUGGCCAGCAUGAGAAUCCUGCAGCCUUGGACUUCGGAUUCGGAAGCUGCACGACGCGGG
This is a messenger RNA of Amoebophrya sp. A120, 317 nucleotides long. The record is from the annotation of a GenBank genome assembly. NCBI's taxonomy places the organism in Eukaryota, Dinophyceae, Syndiniales, Amoebophryaceae.